Molecule: messenger RNA, 2919 nt
Organism: Glycine soja
Lineage: Eukaryota; Viridiplantae; Streptophyta; Magnoliopsida; Fabales; Fabaceae
Product: pre-rRNA-processing protein TSR1 homolog
Exons: 21
Coding region: 136-2514 (792 amino acids)
Biological process (GO): maturation of SSU-rRNA from tricistronic rRNA transcript (SSU-rRNA, 5.8S rRNA, LSU-rRNA); endonucleolytic cleavage of tricistronic rRNA transcript (SSU-rRNA, 5.8S rRNA, LSU-rRNA); ribosome biogenesis
Cellular component (GO): nucleus; preribosome, small subunit precursor
Molecular function (GO): GTPase activity; U3 snoRNA binding; GTP binding
Source: RefSeq, a predicted model, not a curated record
GUAAUUUUGUGUCUCCGAGUGUUGUUUGCUAAACCCUCUGCUCUGCGGCUUAUUUGGUCACGAAAUAGGGUUUUGCUUGCAACUAAGAUCGAUAAGAGGACGAAGCGGGGAAAGCUACCGUUGCGUGCGGCCACAAUGGGAGGGUCGCGAGUUCAAGUCAACAAACCUCACAAGUCCCGUUUUUCAUCCAAAUCUUCUCGCAACCUUCAUAAAACCUCUGUCAAGGACAGACUCGCAAUCGCAAAAUCAGAGCGCAAUGUCGGCAAAGGAGCUCGUGCAGCUCGAAUUCAGAGAAAUAAAAUGAUACGUGAUCAGAAAAGAGCUGCUGUUUUGAAAGAAAAAAGAGAACUCAGUGGGUCGAGAAGUCCUCCCCGAGUGAUAGUUCUCUUCGCCCUCUGUGCUUCUGUGGAUUUAGAAUCACUUGCUGAUGAUCUCUUGUCGUUAUUAUCUAAAGAUACUUGUGUGGUGCUGUCAGGAACCGUUGCUUCUUCUGAAUAUAGGACAAGAAUAACGGUACUAAAAGCACCCCAUGGCGAUCUACUAUCAUGCAUGGAAAUGGCCAAGGUUGCUGAUCUAAUGGUUUUUGUGGCCUCGGCAAGGUCUUCAUGUGAAGAAACUGAUUCCUACUACAUUGACUCAUUUGGAAAUCAAUGCCUUUCUGUAUUUAGAUCUCUUGGUUUACCAAGCACUGCUGUGUUUAUUCGUGAUCUAUCUACUGAUCUUAAACAAAGAAAUGAACUAAAGAAGAUGUGCACAUCUAGUCUUGCCUCGGAAUUUCCUGAGGAUUGUAAAUUUUAUCCAGCUGAUACAAAGGAUGAGCUACACAAGUUCUUGUGGCUCUUUAAAGAGCAAAGGCUUAAAGUUCCUCAUUGGAGAACUCAACGAUCAUACCUCUUGUCUCAAAAGGUUGAUGCAGAAUAUGAUGGCAACUCUGAAAAAUGCACCCUGUUUCUCACUGGUUACCUUCGUUCUCGUAACCUCUCAGUCAAUCAACUGGUUCAUGUUUCAGGUGCAGGAGAUUUCCAAUUGUCUAAAAUUGAAGUUCUUAAAGAUCCUUGUCCUUUGAAUUCAAGGAAAAAUCAGGACCUAAUGGAUGCUGAUGAAAUGCAUGAUGCAGAGGUCAUUGGUUCUCUAGCUCCUGAUCCUCAAAACCAGGAAGCCUUAGUGGUUGAGAAUAUACCUGAUCCUCUUGCUGGAGAGCAGACAUGGCCAACAGAGGCUGAAAUUGCUAAGGCUGAUGAAGAUAAAAAGAAAAAGAAGAUAAAAAAGAGGAGUCUUCCUCAUGGCACUUCAGAAUAUCAGGCUGCUUGGAUUGUGGACGAUUCUGAUGAGGAGGAGUCGGAUUGUGACAAUGAAAACGAUGAUGGUAUGGUGUUGGAUGAAGGGGAGGAUGGAUUUCCUGGUCAAGAAAACAGGUAUUCAGACUUUGAUGGUGAUGGGGCUUCUCUUAGAUUGGGAGAUUCUGAUGAAGAAACUGACAUUGAUUCAGUGAUGAUGGAAGUAGAUAAUUUGACGAGAGAAAAGAUAGAAGAUGAACUCAAGGAACUUAAAGAAGCACAUGCUGCAGAUGAGGAGUUUCCUGAUGAAGUGGAUACACCAUUGGAUGUUCCUGCUAGGAAGCGGUUUGCAAAAUACAGGGGACUCAAGUCCUUUAGGACUUCUUCAUGGGAUCCUAAAGAAUCUCUACCCCAAGAUUAUGCCAGAAUUUUUGAAUUUGAUAAUUUUAAAAGAACACAAAAACACGUUCUUGCUAAAGCUUUAGAACUGGAUCAAGAAAACCGGGAGGACUGUAUUCCAGUUGGCUCGUAUGCUAGGUUGCAUAUCAUGGGAGUGCCCAGUGCUGUUGCUUCAAAGUUAUCUUUGCUUGCAAAGACAAUCCCGGUUACAGCAUGUGGGCUGUUGAAACAUGAGUCCAAAGUAUCUGUCCUUCAUUUCAGUGUGAAGAAGCAUGAAACAUAUGAUGCACCCAUCAAAUCCAAGGAAGAGUUAAUUUUCCAUGUUGGGUUUCGGCAAUUUGUUGGCAGGCCAAUUUUCUCUAGCGAGUUCAUAAAUACAGACAAGAACAAGAUGGAGAGGUUUCUCCAUGCUGGGCGUUUUUCAGUUGCUUCAAUCUAUGCUCCAAUUUCUUUUCCUCCUCUUCCUACGAUAAUCCUAAAAAGAGCUGGAGAGGAUGCUGCACCUGCAGUGGCUGCUGUUGGCUCACUGAAAACUGUUGAUGCAGAUAGGAUAAUCCUUAAGCGUGUUAUUUUGACAGGUUAUCCCCAGAGAGUAUCAAAACGUAAAGCUUCUGUGAGACACAUGUUUUAUAAUCCGGAGGAUGUUAAAUGGUUUAAGCCUGUCGAGCUUUAUACCAAACGUGGUCUUCGUGGUCGAAUAAAAGAACCUGUUGGUACACAUGGUACAAUGAAGUGCCUUCUUAACGGGGUUCUUGAACAGCGUGAUACUGUAUGUAUGAAUUUAUUCAAACGUGCAUACCCGAAGUGGCCAACCCAUCAUUUUCCUCUAUCUGAAUAAAGGAAUUCAGAAGUGUAUAUUGAUUGGGAAUGAAGCUCUGGUUCAGAUUGACUUCCUCGUAUGGAGGAGAUGCAGUUUUGUGACAAAUUUAUUUUCCAUUUUCUCCACCGCCAGUUACCCGCUGCCCAUGUGCACUUGUGAGAGAGAUCAGACGUUUUCUAUUUUUUUUUUUUUGCAUACAAAAUACUGAGAAUGUAAUAGUUAUUCACAUGUCGGCUAAAGGGUGCUUGCGUAAAAUUUAUUAAUCUUUUUAGUGCAGUACUGAAUUUAUCGUUUCAUGCGGGGGCCUGGUUCAUUUCUUUUGAAGUUGGGUUGUUGCUGACGCACUUACAGCUGUUACUGGGUUUGAAUCUUUUAACAAUCACCACCUCUAACCUGUUCAACAAGCUAGCGUUUGAAAGUAAA